Molecule: messenger RNA, 1188 nt
Organism: Erythranthe guttata (spotted monkey flower)
Lineage: Eukaryota; Viridiplantae; Streptophyta; Magnoliopsida; Lamiales; Phrymaceae
Source: RefSeq, a predicted model, not a curated record
AAUAUAAUUCCUUACUCAACACCGAAACCUUUCCCAAUUUAAUUUGAUCUCUAACUAGGGUUUUUUCUUAUUUAUAUAAUUCCAGAUUCCUUACUCAACACCGAAAACUUUCCCAAUUCAAUUUGAUCUCUUUUUCUGAAUACUAGGGUUUUCUCUUAUUUAUACAAUUCCUUACUCUUUUUUUUCUCUUGAAAACAAAUCGCUGGUUGUGCUUUCCUUUCAUCGUGAGGUCAAUCUGCUGGCUGUACUUGACAAGGACAAAAAAAAAUGUCUGCUACAGGAAGAGCGGGAUACGAAUACAAUUAUGAGUUCUCGGUGGAUGAUGAAAUCGUCCUGCGCUAUAAUUACACACUUGUCCCAGGAAAAAAGACCUUCCUCUUUGAGAUUAGAACCAUCUUCAUCUUGAAGAAAACGGACGGAGUAGAUGAGAUCAUGGGCUCGGAGAGAUGCUUUGCGGAAAUAAGUGUAAACGGCGAACAAGAAGCCGAACUGCUUUUCGGUUUUAAUUGGCUGGCUAGUUACCGACUGAAGGAGUACUGGAUGACCGAAGAGGAUAUCGCUAGAUUCGACCAAGACGCUAUCGAUUUCACCAAAGAAAUAGAGGCGGACCCCGGGCGUGCCCACCGGAGAACAGUUCCUAUAGGCAUUUACCUAAAAGUUUGCACGGUGCAGCAAGAAGGCGAGGAGGUGGGGCCCGCGUUGGAGAGGGUGAUUAGGGCGGAAAAGUUGAUACCGUUGUACGUGUAUCCGUUGCAGAUGGGGUUGGAAAACGGGCCGCCUCCCGCUAUUCCGUUGGGCGAUAUGUUUCGAGUAUUUUUGUGGGAGCUAGAGAGGACUAGAGUGGAAGACCUUAAUCAAGGUUUGGCUAUGAUGCAAGAUUGCGGUGUGUGUUUGCGGGCCCCAAUUGUGGGUGAUCAGAUAUCGGUGCUCCCUUCAUGCGGUCAUGCCAUGCACUCACAUUGCAUUGUUGGAAGCUUGUUGGAGAAGAGGGAGUGCCCUUUGUGCCAUUCUUUGGUGACGUUUGAUCCUAUGGCUGCUUAUGCAAAUUUUGAUCCAGCAGAUUAUGAAAUGUCUAAAACUUUGGCAUGAUUCAAUAGAGAUUAUGAAAUGUCUAAAACUUUUGGCAUGAUUUAGUUAAAAUCUAUUUUCAAUAUUUAUUUGCUUAUGAGUAAUGAUUUAAAAAUUUCA